Messenger RNA from Schistosoma curassoni, 321 nucleotides. Lineage: Eukaryota; Metazoa; Platyhelminthes; Trematoda; Strigeidida; Schistosomatidae. The record is from the annotation of a GenBank genome assembly.
AUGUCCGAGUUUGUUGUCCACCGUUGGGAUGAAUCCGUUGAUGGCCAACUCACCCUAGAAAAUAUGCUAAAGAAGCUCAAAUCGGAGGGUUGCAGUUACAUAAAUUACAAGUUCAGUCCUGGCACCAAUUUUCCGGAACAUACCCACAACGAAGAUAAACUGGACUGUAUUGUUAGCGGCCAGCUUUCGUUCACUAUGUAUGGAAAGGAAAUUAUAUUAGGUCCUGGUGAUCGUCUUGAAGUUCCUCGCAAUAUACCACAUUCUGCUCGUGUUGUGGGCAAAGAUCCUCUCGUAUUUGUGGAUGCUACACGAAAAUCAUAA